Molecule: messenger RNA, 2080 nt
Organism: Doryrhamphus excisus (bluestripe pipefish)
Lineage: Eukaryota; Metazoa; Chordata; Actinopteri; Syngnathiformes; Syngnathidae
Biological process (GO): regulated exocytosis
Cellular component (GO): lysosomal membrane; trans-Golgi network membrane
Source: RefSeq, a predicted model, not a curated record
CCAGCCUUUGACGACAGAUGACUCGCAGCAGAGCAGAGUGGGACCUCUUCGCGCUCACCUGCUCUGGAGCGGAGGCGCACCUGCCACACCUGCCCCGCGAGUCCGCACUUCCUGUCAGGGAGGAGAAACAAACAGUCCAAACUUUUACUCUCAGUUGCGCUGUCGGUGGAAUAGACACAGGACGCCUGAUGGUGAACUCAGUGAUGGCAUUCAUGCUACGGAAGAUGUGCUUCUGACGGCCCUUUCACUGCUCCACAUCCAUUCCCACAAGACCAAAUACACACUUCCUAUUUUGACAAAGUAUGUCUGUCCAAGCCCCCGAUGAGGAGACGAAGCUCUUGACCAACAGUGGUCAGCGAGCAGGAAGUGCCAAGACGUCAGACGGCGUGAAGAAGACGUGCGAGGAGGAACAGGAAGCCGCAGGCUGUCAUCUCCUGGAGGAUGCCACUCUGCCCUGGCCUGGAGACAAAGACGAGAAGACACAGGAGAUGGACGCCGUCUCCUCCGGGAUGGGACAGUCCGAGUCAGAGGAGAAGGACACCGGGGUCAGUGGGGUCAGCCGGGAUCCGUCCGAGGCUCACGACGAAGACGACGGGCUGAGCAAAGCCAAGUGGAGGGAGAGCAUGCCCGAGGGAGACAAGUGGAGAGAUGAGCUCUUGGAGCCGCAGCGGGACAGCAAGGGAGACGGCUCGUUGGCGGACGACGAGGAGGAGGGGGAGGAGGAGGAAGAAGUGGCGGAGUCCCCCUGGAUCUCCGAGAGAGCCGGCAUGGGGUUCACUCCACAGGUCAACAUCGUACGGCGCUCCAGUCAGGAAACUCCCGUGGAGAGCCGACUGUCCAUUGAGGACCACGCAGACGGGGAGGAACACGCAGCGCCCCCCUACGGCCACACCCGGACACGCCGCCACGACAAAGGCUGCUGGCUGGAGGACCUGUGCGGCGAGAAGAUGAAGCUGGUGCUGGCCACGGCGUCCGCGGCGCUCCUCUUCCCGUUCCUGGUGUGGGGGGGCUACGCCCUUCUGCCCUUUGACUCCCCGCUGCUCGCCAGCUCCCCUCUCAGGGUGGUGUACACACUGCGCUGCGCCAUCUUUGCCGCCAUCCCCGUGGUGCUGGGCAUGGUGGUGCAGGGCGUGGCCAGGCUGCGCUACAGCGACGUCAAGCCGCGCUUCCAGAGCCAAGCGGUGGACGGGACGACGGCGAUACACUGGCACUACGUCAACGAGUCGCUGGGCCUCUUCCUCUUCUUCGUCCUGCAGCUGGUCGUCAUGGCGACGUACGUCAGCCAGGACAUGCUCAAGCUGGUGCCGCUGCUCACCGUGGUCUUUGUUUUCGGAAGGCUCAUCUACUGGCUGUGCCUCUCGCUGGGCAGCGGCAUCCGAGGCCUGGGCUUCGGCCUCUCCUUCUUCCCCGUGCUCGUCCUGCUGGGCGCCAACCUCUACUUCGUCUGCUCGUCCGUGGGCCAGGAGGCCAUCUUUGACGUGGAGCCGCCCCCCGUGCCGUCUCCCCCCAGCAAGCGCUGGUGGGGUUGACGCCGGCAGAAGGUGGGAAAUUUGCUGUCGCUGUCAUCUUCCCGCUUCCCGGCAGCAUGCCGACAGAACUGGACUGGCACGGAAUUCCCCAAUGAAGACGGCCGGACGGCUAAUGGCUAGCACACGUCCGGCCUUGCUAAAGCUACGCGACACUCGUUGAAUAAAGAUUUGAUUGGAAGGAGAAAAAAGGAGCUGAACGCGGUUCCUGGCUUUGUGGUUUAAUAUAGAAAAUACAGUAGAACAUACGCAAAAAGGGGAAGGUUUCAAGGGACUCGGAUACUUUGGUACAACAAACACUUCCUGUAAAAGCGGUAUAGAAUUUCAAUAACAUCAGUGCAUACUUUUGGAUAUGAAAAUAUACACAAACUGUUCAUCAUUGAAGAAGAAAGGACAUGUUUACAAGAACGCCAUAGCAGACUAGCGCCACACAAUAGAUUAGCUAGAAACGUCAUCUUUAGUAUUUCUAGUUGCUACAUCAGCCCGACGCUAGCCACUCUUAGCCGCGUGUAGCAAAUCCCGCACUAUAAAUAUAUUCCACAUCUGGAUGAAAA